Brenthis ino (lesser marbled fritillary) is the source of this 573-nucleotide messenger RNA. The record is from the annotation of a GenBank genome assembly. NCBI's taxonomy places the organism in Eukaryota, Metazoa, Arthropoda, Insecta, Lepidoptera, Nymphalidae.
AUGCAAACCAUUAAAUGUGUUGUGGUUGGUGAUGGUGCAGUGGGUAAAACCUGCUUGCUGAUCAGCUACACAACUAAUAAAUUUCCCUCUGAGUAUGUACCUACUGUGUUCGACAAUUAUGCUGUAACUGUCAUGAUAGGAGGUGAACCUUACACCUUGGGUCUGUUUGAUACUGCAGGUCAGGAGGAUUAUGACAGACUCAGACCUUUGAGUUAUCCGCAAACUGAUGUUUUCCUUGUUUGCUUCAGUGUUGUGAGUCCCAGUUCAUUUGAAAAUGUCAAGGAAAAAUGGGUACCAGAAAUAACACAUCAUCAGCAGAAAACACCAUUCCUUUUGGUGGGGACACAGAUAGACUUACGAGAUGACCCAGCAACUAUGGAAAAGUUAGCAAAAAUAAAACAAAAGCCCGUUUCUCUGGAACAAGGUGAAAAACUUGCUAAAGAGUUGAAAGCUGUUAAAUAUGUGGAGUGUUCGGCUCUCACUCAGAAAGGGUUGAAGAAUGUGUUCGAUGAAGCAAUCCUAGCGGCUCUGGAGCCUCCGGAGCCUGUCAAAAGGAGGAAAUGUGUGUUGUUG